AGACAAACAAGCGAAAUGGAUCAUUUAUUUCCCCGUGAAGAUUUCUCAGAAGUGGGAUCAGGAUCUGAUCUGGAUCGACGGCCAGUAGCAGUUUCAACUUCAUCUCAAGUUCCUUGGAAGGAGAUUCUCGAGGAGCAGAACAGAAUGGUUUCUCUUUUCCUUCAACAUUUGCGAAAGGAGAGAGACCAUUUUGACCUGCCGGAAUUCAAUCCGGAGUUAGCGGACUCCGACCCUAAGGUAUGGUGCACGGCAGUUAACGUGCUGAUGGACGAAAAUCCUUUGUCGGGUAGGCCUCUGUUGGUAGCCUUAACAAAAGCUUUGAAAGGGAGUGCUGCGCAAUGGCUGAAUCAAGUCACUGACAAAAAAUUGACGUGGCAAAAGUUUAAGGAAUUAUUUCUAAUACAAUACGACGUAGCAGAAACUCCGACGGCCAUCAUAAUUAAUUUAUUGGAAACGCAACCCUCAAAUGGAGAUUUUGUCGCAUAUGCCACCAAAAUGCUGACUUCACUUUCUACAAAGUGGCAAGAUAUGACAAAGGAUAAGAUCGCCAUGAGUUUAAUUUUAGCACACAUGGCUCGAAGCAACGAACGGUUUCGCAGAUUAGCGUACACGCUUGAAUUGAAAAGCAAAGAAAGUUUCUUAAAAGAAAUAAAGGCGGCGACCCCGACCAAUAAGAGACUUUAUCCUUUCUCAACACCGAGCACAAGCGCAUAUGAAGGAGCUAAGAUUGCGAGACGAAUGUUCCCGAAAUGUGUGCAUCGCGGGUUGACGAAUCACCAAUCAUCGGAAUGUAGACGACAACAUCACGGAAGAACAGACCAGGGCCUCGAUCGAAAUCUUCGAUGUGAGAGAUGUGGCACCACUCUUUCGUUGACGGUCGCGGGUUCGAUCCCUGCCUUAUCCACUGGUGUUUUUAGCGUAGGAGGGUUUAAGCCCCCUCACUACGUCAAAGUGGAGAUACAUCAAGGAGGUUUGUUUGAAAUAAAUUUCUGUGUAAUAUUGAUAUAAUAUUUCUCAUUCAUA
Molecule: messenger RNA, 1023 nt
Organism: Cimex lectularius (bed bug)
Lineage: Eukaryota; Metazoa; Arthropoda; Insecta; Hemiptera; Cimicidae
Exons: 2
Coding region: 16-1008 (330 amino acids)
Source: RefSeq, a predicted model, not a curated record